AUGGCAAAUCAAGAGAUCUGCUCCCCUGAAGCGACCUUCGUUGAGAUGGAAGUCAUUCACUGGCUACGCGAAGCCCUCGGCUAUUCUGUGCCUGCUAUGUACACGUCAGCCAGUGGUAUUGGUGGGAUCCUUACCCUUGGGGGCUGCCUGUCCAACACGAUUGCGCUCCUGGCAGCUCGGGAAAAGCUAUUCCCUGGGUCGGGUCUCAAGGGCAUUCCGGUUCUUCCAAGCAAGAUCCGGUCAGGUCCGCCAUGGCAAUCGAUCGACCACCUGGACGCACUGGCUGAAAUUCUGCGCAAGAACGACAUUUGGUUCCAUAUCGACGCCUGCCACGGAAGCCAGCUUAUAUUUUCCGAAAAGUAUGAGCAUAAGCGUCGGGGCGUUGAAAAAGCUGAUUCAAUCACAAUCGACCCGCACAAGACUAUGGCUCUUCCAUACAAUUGCUCAUUCGUGCUCUUCAGGGACCCAAGUGCCCAUGCCGCCACCUCGACUAACUCCGAUCUAAUCCUCAAUACUCAGUGGUCACUAGGUCGAAUCAGCCCUUUCGUUGGGUCCAAGGCAUUCGACGCCUUGAAGCUCUGGUCAACAAUCAGGUUCUUUGGUAGAAAACGCCUUGGCCAACUGAUUGACGAGCGGCUAGACCUUACGAAGGCAAUCCAGCUGGAGAUCGCUCAACGGCCCAGCCUUGUCCUGUUGAACGUGACGGACAUCAACUCGUGCAUGAUGGUGUACAUUCCUAAGGAAAUACAGAACCACUGCCUCGAGCACAGCAUAAGGAUCUCGGAUUCCGACUUGGAAAAGGUGAAUAGACUCAAUCGUGAGAUCAUGGAAGAGAUCCGCGAAGAUGGCACUUACUACGUGCAUGGCUUUCCCAUGAUGAGCUGCUCCCACGACCAGUUAAUCAACCCGGGAAAGCAGGUCUACGUACUUCGGACCAUGAAUGGCAAUCCGGCCUCCACUAUUGGAAACGUCAAAGGUCUCUUUGACAAGAUGGAAAUGGUUGGGCGGGAUUUAUUCGAUAAGUCUCGAUACAGGUUUAUGAGUUACGAAUCAUCAACCCGCUUACAGAUCUUGGAAUCAAAGCUUGACAGGGGGCUCCGCUCAAUUUUUGGCGGCGAGGACUACCUCGCUGUUAUCUACGGUUCCGCUGCACUCCGCAAAAAUGCUCUGUUGUCCGAUAUCGACCUCAUGGUAUUUGCCGACGGCGCCGACUAUGCUCUGCAGAAGAGUCUGGAGGCCAUGUUUCGAUCCACUAUGGGUGAAGAGGGUAUUUUAAUUGACGCCGAAGUCCCACUCGAGCGGAAACUUCUGGUUCCCCUUCAGCUUGCAGCCAAGGCGGCUAAUUCUGGCCCUCCGCUUAAUGAGGCCGGGCAUGUGCUCAGUAUCCGCAAGACGGUGGAGUAUCUCGCGUCUAAUGAGAUGCUGAAGCGGCUGGUUUUUAACGUGCUGACGACGCCGAACAAGAUCAUCUCAGCCAGCGGGGAUAUUACUCCUACUUUUCAAAGGCUACAGCAGGAUGCGGGCGAGAAACUAGUGGCCCUGAUUCGCCGUCUCAACCCGGGCAAAGUGAAUACAGCUGAGGACUUUGUUAGGUUUGCGACUUCGGAUGGCGUUCGCAGUGGGGAGGAGUAUCUCGGCUAUAAAUCCCGUGAUGACGUAGCUGAGAAACUCCGCCGGACCUUUUCUAACAAGUGCUAA
Emericellopsis atlantica is the source of this 1698-nucleotide messenger RNA. RefSeq names its product pyridoxal phosphate-dependent transferase. The coding region runs from base 1 to 1698 and encodes 565 amino acids. Gene Ontology annotation, molecular function: pyridoxal phosphate binding; carboxy-lyase activity. NCBI's taxonomy places the organism in Eukaryota, Fungi, Ascomycota, Sordariomycetes, Hypocreales, Bionectriaceae. Gene Ontology annotation, cellular component: cytoplasm. The record is from RefSeq and is a predicted model, not a curated record. The transcript is spliced from 3 exons. Gene Ontology annotation, biological process: carboxylic acid metabolic process.